This is a messenger RNA of Malus domestica (apple), 1344 nucleotides long. RefSeq names its product syntaxin-51-like. Gene Ontology annotation, molecular function: SNAP receptor activity; SNARE binding. Gene Ontology annotation, cellular component: SNARE complex; endomembrane system; membrane. NCBI's taxonomy places the organism in Eukaryota, Viridiplantae, Streptophyta, Magnoliopsida, Rosales, Rosaceae. Gene Ontology annotation, biological process: vesicle fusion; intracellular protein transport. The record is from RefSeq and is a predicted model, not a curated record.
GUUGCGCUCUCUCUCUCUCUCUCAUUGGCUGUUGUGUUUCCUUCUGUAGGAAGUAGGAAGGGAAGCUGCACGGCUGUCCUCUGUGAAUGCGAUACCUUCCUUCCUUCCUCCCUCCCUCGUUCCCGUUUGUUGCCGUCUGCGUCUACGUUCUCCCAUCGCCCACUCCAAUUGUAAUCAAAAUUAAACAAGAUCAAUUAAGAUAUGGUCAAUGUGGGAUAUUUCAACACUUUGCUCCCCUAAAUCAAUCUGAGCUUUAAUAAUUCUCAACUACUCUUCAGCAAGUUCUAAAAGACGCUAGACGCUAGUCGGGCAGUUGGCUAGGGUCAGCAUUAGCAAUGGCAUUGCCUGACUCGUGGAUGCGAGAAUUCAAUGAUGCUUCAAAGCUUGCUGAUGAAAUCAAUGGCAUGAUUUCCGGAAGGAGUUCGUUGCCAGUGUCACCCUCUGGACCAGAAACACAACGUCAUAUGUCCGCAACUCGAAGAAAGGUUACGAUACUAAGGACAAAGCUUGAGACUUUGCACUCACUCCUGUCUAAGCUUCCCACCAAGCAGAAGCAGUCAAUAACAGGAAAAGAAAUGAAUCGUCGCAAAGAAAUGCUCGCAAGUUUGAGUUCUAAAGCUGAUCAAAUGGCUACUACUCUCAAUAUGUCUAGCCUUGCUAACAGAAAUAACUUGCUUGGCCCUGAUAAGAAGACGGAUGACAUAAUGAGCAGAACAACUGGUUUAAACAACCAUGGUCUUGUUGACUUUCAACGCCAAAUCAUGAAAGAACAAGAUGAAGGCCUUGACAAAUUGGAGGAGACGGUUAUUAGUACCAAACACAUUGCGUUGGCAGUCAAUGAGGAACUUGAUCUGCACACGAGGCUUCUGGAUAAUCUGGACCAGCAGGUGGACUCAACAAAUUCAAACCUACAGCGGGUGCAAAAGAAAUUGGCAGUACUGAACAAACGCAACAAAGGCGGUUGUUCUUGCUUGAUCCUACUGGUCAUUGGAGUUGUGAUUUUGAUAAUUGUCACCUGGGCAUUGAUUAAGUACUUGUAGCAGUAACGAGAAACUUUGCCAAUGCUCGAGUUUUUGAGCUGGAUGUGAUGCUAGUUAACUCGUAAUCAAACGGUUGGAGAGUGAGAAACUCAUGUCAUUGAUAUAUAAGUAUGUGUCAAAUUCUCAAUCCAAAACUUUUGGUUGAAUGAUACAUGUCUAUUCAUAUUGGCUCUGCUGUAUUGAGAGGGAUUACUAUUUGAAAGUGAGACACAGUUGUUGCAAUUAACUUGCUUGAGCUCCAGGUUUUCAAAGAGGAACACCAGUGGUCAGAUGGUGCGUAAUAUAAGAGCUUGUUUGGCAACCA